Chroicocephalus ridibundus (black-headed gull) is the source of this 1520-nucleotide messenger RNA. Its product is annotated as TBC1 domain family member 10B-like. NCBI's taxonomy places the organism in Eukaryota, Metazoa, Chordata, Aves, Charadriiformes, Laridae. The transcript has 8 exons. The record is from RefSeq and is a predicted model, not a curated record. The annotation marks the transcript as partial.
AUGUGGGGUCAACGGCGGCCAACGGAGAGUCAACGGAGACCAACGUGGGGUCAACGGCGGCCAAUGAGGAGCCGGAGAGAUCGGCGGCGGCCAUCUUGGGGGCAACGGCGGCCGACGGAGAGCCGACAGAGCCCGGCCGAAGGCCGACGGCGACCAACGAGGAGGCGGAAGCCCGUGGGAUGGCGACGGCGGCCAUCUUGGGCUCAACGACAGCCAACGCGGGCUCGAGGGAGACCAACGCGGGGUCAACGGCGGCCAACGAGGAGCCGGGGAGAUCGGCGUCGGCCAUCUUGGGGGCAACGGCGGCCGACGGAGAGCCCGGUAGAAGGUCGACGGCGACCAACGAGGCGGCGGGACCGGUGGCCUCCCCCCCCGGCGGCCAUCUUGGAGGCCGGCCCGUGUCAGGCCUGGCCGACGAGCGCUUGGGGGUCGCCGGGAGAGCGGAGCCUGGGGGGCCGGGGGUCGCAGGGCAGCCUGGGGCCCGGCAUCCCGGGCCGCGGGGGGACGGAGCUGGACUCGGUGAGCGUCCUCUCGGGGACCCUGGAGUCGCUGGCGGGUCCCUUCCCCGACGACGGCAGCUCCGUGGGCUCCGACUCGGAGGCGGCCGGACCCUCCUAUCGCCGCACCGACCGCUACGGCUUCCUGGGGGGCAGCCAGUACAGCCAGAGCCCGGAGAGCUCGGUGCCCGUGGAUGUGGGGCGGCAGCGGGAGCUGAAGUGGCUGGAGAUGUUCAACCACUGGGACAAGUGGCUCUCGCGCCGCUACCAGAAGGUGAAGCUGCGCUGCCGCAAGGGCAUCCCCUCCUCGCUGCGGGCGCGGGCCUGGCAGCUGCUGUCCCACAGCCAGGCGCUGCUGGACGCCAACCCCGGCCUCUUCCAGGAGCUGGAGCGGGCGCCGGGGGAGCCGCGGUGGCUGGAGGCCAUCGAGAAGGACCUGCACCGCCAGUUCCCCUUCCACGAGAUGUUCGUCGCCCGCGGGGGGCACGGGCAGCAGGACCUGUACCGCGUGCUCAAGGCCUACACCGUCUACCGGCCCCAGGAGGGCUACUGCCAGGCCCAGGCCCCCGUGGCCGCCGUCCUCCUCAUGCACAUGCCCGCCGAGCAAGCCUUCUGGUGCCUGGUGCAGAUCUGCGAGAAAUACCUGCCCGGCUACUACAGCGCCGGCCUGGAGGCGGUGCAGCUGGACGGGGAGGUGUUCGGGGCGCUGCUGCGCCGCGCGGCCCCCGCCGCCCACCGGCACCUGCGGCGCUUCCGGGUGGAGCCGGUGCUUUACCUGACGGAGUGGUUCAUGUGCAUCUUCGCCCGCAGCCUGCCCUGGGCCGCCGUCCUGCGCGUCUGGGACAUGUUCUUCUGCGAGGGGGUGAAGAUCAUGUUCCGCGUGGGGCUGGUGCUGCUGCGCCAGGCGCUGGGGACCCCCGAGAAGCUGCGGAGCUGCCAGGGGAUGUACGAGACCAUGGAGCGGCUGCGCAGCGUCCCCCCCCCGGGGCUGAGCGAGGACGCCCUGGUGCAGCAGGUGGGGAC